AUGGGCUUCCGCAACAAAAGAGACAGACGUCAGUGCUGGAUGGUCCCAUCUCACCAGGUGACUGAAAAUCAACAACAGGAGGACAGUGACCUCAUCAAACCCAGAAAGCUGCCAAAUCCCGUCCUGGCUUCCCACCAACACAGAGCUCUCCAUCAAGAGCUGCUAUUCUGCCACAGACGAGGUGUACUGCCAAGAAAAAAGCCGGAGCUGCUGUGUGUCCUCGAACAAAAACAGAGACAGAAGAAAAAGCAGGAGCUGGCUCUCCACCCUCCCUCUGACUUGGAGGUGAAGCUACGUAUACGGCAGCAGAGAAUGCAAUUCUACGAGCUGGAGGAGAAGAAGAGGAGCGAAAGUCUGAAGAAUAUGCCAGAAUUUGUUCGUGUGAGACAAACACUGAAGCACAUCCCAAAUCCUUCCCUGUGA
Molecule: messenger RNA, 423 nt
Organism: Oreochromis aureus
Lineage: Eukaryota; Metazoa; Chordata; Actinopteri; Cichliformes; Cichlidae
Product: protein FAM107B
Exons: 4
Coding region: 1-423 (140 amino acids)
Source: RefSeq, a predicted model, not a curated record